UCCUGUGUGGCUGCACCACGCCUCUGUUGUCGUGAAACCUGUGUGUGGCAGCCUCUUCCUUGCCAGACUGUCAGACACCCUCCUACCAGGGCUCGGGCCCUCGAAGGGUGGUCAGUCCCUGCCGUCCUCACCCUGAAACUCCAGGCUCUCCUUAAGAGUCGCUGCCACUGGCCUGAGGGGACCCAGCAGCUGCUUCCACCCCAUGGGGGCUGGAGGGAUGGCACGAGGCCAAGUGUGAAGGUCCUGAGACAGUGGAAGGCCAGGGGACAGCCCGAGAAGCGUUUCUCUCCCUGGAGCUAACACAUCUGGGCCAGCACAGCACGAGGCCCUGGAUACAGGAGCGGAACCUUGGCUAGGGGGUCCCUGGAAGUAAUGCUGAUGAGGAGACAUGGAACUCAUAAGAGCCCGCAGGAGCCGCUCUCAGGAGAGCCCGUCCCUGGAGCAGGGCCGCUCCGCACCCAACCUGCGGCUCCUAUUGUUGGGGAAACGGCACGCAGGAAAAAGUGCUACCGGGAACACCAUCCUGGGCAAAGCUGUGUUUGACUUCGGGUUCGACCCUCAGCAUGAGACUGUGAGGUGCCAGCGAGAGAGUGGGACGGUUUUAGGGCGGCAGGUCGUGGUCAUCGACACCC
Messenger RNA from Chinchilla lanigera (long-tailed chinchilla), 632 nucleotides. Its product is annotated as GTPase IMAP family member 8-like. NCBI's taxonomy places the organism in Eukaryota, Metazoa, Chordata, Mammalia, Rodentia, Chinchillidae. The record is from RefSeq and is a predicted model, not a curated record. Gene Ontology annotation, cellular component: endoplasmic reticulum. Gene Ontology annotation, molecular function: GTP binding.